AUGCACCUCCUAUCCAUCCUAGUCCUCUUAUCCAGAACGACCCUCACCCACAGUCAACUUUACGCCGCCAGAGCCCUGAUCACUUCCAGCCUAGAAAUCAACAACCCAGUACCCUGUCAGAUCAUCGAAACCUGCGAUCUAGGCUUCACCAAAUGUCCCAAUUUCCCAGGAUACUGUGAAUCCGGUGCACUCUGCGCCAUCGCAGUAGAGCCUGCGAUGUCUCCUGCUUGGGACGUCCUCGCUGUGAUCCGCGUGAAGAAUGCUCAGAGGUUGCUACGACGAGUGAGCCGGUAUCACCGAUGCCUACCAUCAGUGAUAAAUAUGAAGGUCCCCUGUGUAUACUGCUACUGCCACUCAUUUGGCUCGCCGCCUCCAGAAGCGGAUGGGAGAGGAAUCACAGGGACUCGAGGUCCGAUGGCCGGCGAUGCGUCGGCCUAUACAGAUGCAGGAACUGUGCUCUGGUGGGAUAGGACUUUGGGGGCUGUUGUUUUUGGAGGGUUGGUCUGGGUGAUAAUGGGGUUUUGA
Messenger RNA from Aspergillus tanneri, 525 nucleotides. RefSeq lists its product as uncharacterized. The coding region runs from base 1 to 525 and encodes 174 amino acids. The transcript is spliced from 2 exons. NCBI's taxonomy places the organism in Eukaryota, Fungi, Ascomycota, Eurotiomycetes, Eurotiales, Aspergillaceae. The record is from RefSeq and is a predicted model, not a curated record.